Molecule: messenger RNA, 755 nt
Organism: Racocetra persica
Lineage: Eukaryota; Fungi; Glomeromycota; Glomeromycetes; Diversisporales; Gigasporaceae
Source: the annotation of a GenBank genome assembly
UGACACAAUCUAAAACACUUACACAUUUUGAAUUAGUUUAUGCAAAAUUCUAUAUUAAUGAUAUGGAAAAUUCAGACGCAAAAAAAUCUAUAAAUGCAUUUCAAGCCUUAUCAAAUUGCACAAAUCUUGAAUCACUUGUCAUUAGUAGUUGUUUGUUUUCAAGCGAUAUAAUCUUACGACCUUUAACAACAGUAAAGUUCCCGAAAAUGAAAAGAUUGCAUUUUAAAUCUUUAUUAUGCAAUGUUAGCACAAUUUUUAUCGCAAUGAUAAAGGCAAAUUCAACAUCGUUACAAGAUUUGUGGUAUAGUGAUAAAGUUGCUAGGAAUUUAACACUUCCAAUUCUAGAUGUAGUAGUAAAUCAUUUACAGAGCAUCACGACUUUAAAACGGUUAAUAAUUCCAUUCAAGAGCGAACAAUUACCACAACUUUCUUUAUUAUUAUCAGUUUGUAAAAAUUUAACAACUUUGAAAUUGAUUGGCCCUUAUGGUCAAGAACGCGAAUUUAAAGAAUAUUUACCAGAGUUAGCGGAGGGAUUACCAUUGUCGAUGAAACAUUUGAGUAUUGAUUUAAAUUGGGUAGUAUUGACAACCCUGGAAGAGUUUUUUGAAAACUGUAAAGCUGAUUUGGAUGCAUUUUAUAUUGGAGGUUGGAAAAGACAGAUGCCGGACCCUCACAUUAAAUUGAUAGAACAAUAUUUAAAAAAGAAAGGGAAAGAAAUAGAUAUUUUUAAAUUUUUGAAGGAUGUUCAUAGAUAA